Messenger RNA from Fraxinus pennsylvanica, 1464 nucleotides. NCBI's taxonomy places the organism in Eukaryota, Viridiplantae, Streptophyta, Magnoliopsida, Lamiales, Oleaceae. The record is from the annotation of a GenBank genome assembly.
AUGGAUUCUCAAGGUGCCACACUCCCUCCUCAUGUACUCAUUUUUCCGGUGCCAAUUCAGGGCCAUGUGAAGUCCAUGCUCAAUCUAGCCGAACUCCUCUGUCUUUCUGGCCUUGACAUUACAUUCAUGGUCUCUGAUUUCAGCCACAACCGCCUCCUCAAGCACACCACAGUCGUUUCGCGUUUCAAGCAGUACCCUGGGUUCCGUUUCCAGUCCAUCACCGAUGGGCUUCCUGAUGACCAUUCUCGAGCUGGCCAGGAAGUCCUGGAUCUCCUGCCUUCUACCAAAAACAUAACGGCACCACUAUUUAAGCAGAUGAUGGUUGAGAAGAACUUAUUCGCCUCUGAAACCCGAAGGCCAGUUACUUGCAUCAUAGCUGACGGGUCCCUGCCGUUUGUCGGUGAUUUUGCUUUAGAGAAAGGGAUUCCCCUCAUAUAUUUUCGUACUAUUAGUGCUUGCUCCUUUUGGGCUUAUUUUUGUAUACCUGAACUCAUUGAAGCCGGUGAAAUUUCCGUUGAAGAAACGAAGGCCGAUAACUCAGUUCUUUCAGGAAGCUUUUGGGCGGAAGACCGGAGAUGUCUCGAUUGGCUUAAUGCACAGCCACCAAAAUCAGUAAUCUAUGUUAGUUUUGGAAGCAUUACAGUUGUGACAAGAGAGCAGCUAUUGGAGUUCUGGCAUGGAUUAGUGAAUAGCGGACAGAGGUUCUUGUGGGUCAUGAGGCCAGAUUCAAUUGUAGGGGAGGAUGGGAAGAAUCAAACUCCAUUAGAAUUAGAGGAGGGUACAAAGGCAAGGGGUCAUAUGGUAGGAUGGGCACCUCAGGAAGAAGUUCUGAACCACGAGGCAGUGGGUGGGUUUUUGACUCACUGUGGAUGGAACUCAACUCUGGAGAGUAUUGCGGUUGGUGUGCCAAUGAUUUGUUGGCCAUAUUUUGGUGAUCAAACGGUUAACAGUAGGUUUGUGAGUGAGGUUUGGAAGAUUGGGUUAGACAUAAAAGAUACUUGUGAUAGAGAAAUUAUUGAGAAAGCUGUCAGGGAGCUUAUGGAAGAAAGGAAGGAUGAGUUCUCGGUAAGGGCAGAAAACAUGGCAAAGCUUGCAAGAAAGGCUGUUUCUUCACUUCUUCGGUUCUUCCUUAGGCACAGUAACAGUAAGCACAACAUUCUCUAUGCUCGCCUUUACCUGAUCUGUCUUUGCAUUUUCCAGCAGCCUGAAAUGGCGAAGGAACUUGUCAGUGCUCCUCUCCAGAGACGCCACUUAUCAGAGUUGAAAACGUGGGCUUCUGGAGUCUCUUUCCAGCCUAUGCAAGCAUUGGAAAAUGCAGAGGUUUUGCGGCCAGAGCUUGGGACAUUGGCUAACGAGCUUGAGAAAGGGAAGUCCUCAAAGGGGUCCCAAAUAUCAAAAGACAAUGGAUCGAAAACGUUCCUUUGUCGGUUGCCAAAGAAGCUUAGAAUCAGAGACGUUUUAUAG